ACUGCACCAUUGUAUUCCUUCAACUUCAUCUUCAAGGUUGACAGACAGAGGCAAAGCAAUGGGGAUGGGUAUGUUGGAGGUCCACUUGAUUAGUGGUAAAGGACUUCAAGCCCAUGAUCCUCUUAAUAAACCAAUUGACCCUUAUGUUGAUAUAAACUACAAGGGCCAAGAACGCAUGAGCGGAGUUGCUAAAAAUGGAGGACCAAAUCCAUUAUGGGAUGAGAAAUUUAAAUUCCUAGCAGAGUACCCUGGGAGCGGUGGUGACUUCCAUAUCUUAUUCAAGGUCAUGGACCAUGACGCUAUAGAUGGUGAUGAUUACAUUGGCGAUGUCAAAAUAGAUGUCAAGGAUUUAUUAGCGGAAGGAGUUAGAAAAGGAUGGUCGGAGAUACCGCCUAGAAUGUACCAUGUCUUAGCACACAAAAUCCACUUCAAGGGAGAAAUUGAAGUUGGAGUGUCGUUCAAGCUGCAGGGCGGCGGGGGAUGUGGAGGAUGUAACCCAUGGGAAAACUAAGUGGCUUGGCUUCUUCAAAACCAUUGGGGAAAUGUGUGCAAACUUGUUGCUUUGAACCGAUUUGAAUUUCUACCUCUUUUGGUAUGUUAUUCAGAUUCUAAAUGUCAAACUACUAUGAAUUAACAUAAAAUAAAAGCUAUCUUUUUAAAUAA
Messenger RNA from Cucurbita pepo subsp. pepo (vegetable marrow), 663 nucleotides. Its product is annotated as 16 kDa phloem protein 1. Lineage: Eukaryota; Viridiplantae; Streptophyta; Magnoliopsida; Cucurbitales; Cucurbitaceae. The record is from RefSeq and is a predicted model, not a curated record.